Messenger RNA from Aegilops tauschii subsp. strangulata, 2453 nucleotides. Its product is annotated as cation/calcium exchanger 5. The record is from RefSeq and is a predicted model, not a curated record. Gene Ontology annotation, cellular component: membrane. Gene Ontology annotation, molecular function: monoatomic cation transmembrane transporter activity. Gene Ontology annotation, biological process: transmembrane transport; monoatomic cation transport. NCBI's taxonomy places the organism in Eukaryota, Viridiplantae, Streptophyta, Magnoliopsida, Poales, Poaceae.
AUGGACGAUGACGACAACCAGGGCAUCCACCGCCACGACGACGCUCUGCACAUGGUCCAACUCGGCUACAACCUCCUCUACCACGGGGCAAAGACCGUGGCCGUGUGCGGCAUCGGCUACAACCUCCUCUCAUGUAGUGCGGCCGAGGUCGAGACCCUGAAGAGCGCCCUUGCCCAAGCCAAGGAGCAGGCACGGGUGAGCAAAGCGGCCGCUGACAAAGCGGCUGCGGAUUUGAAGGCCGAGCAGUUCGCUCACCGCCAAUAUGAGGAGCGGGCGACCGAGGUGGAGCAAGAGCUCAAGGACGCCGCCGGCAAGUGUGAGGCCUUGGAGGAGAAGAAUAAGGCCCAAGCGAGUAAAUUCGGCAGUCAGAAAUAUGCCUUGCUCACUCGACUAUGGAGUUCCCCAGAUGCCUUUGCGGAUCUUCCGAAGAGUGCUGCCGACGCCGCACAAUAUUUACGGGCCCAAGAGGGGAACACGACGGAGAAGCUCUUCUGGUCACAGUACCUGGCGCCGGAGCGGCCAGCGCUGCUGAACAACCAGAUGAUGCAGCUGGCGGAGCUGCAUAGGAUGUCCGGUCCUGUCGUAGGUCGUAGGUGCAGCCCGGAGCUGCUACCUCUGUGCCUCGACGGCGAGUUUGGACCAUAUAAACAUACAACGGCCCACCUUGCAUUUAACCAAAUCGUGGGCCGGUCCGCUCGUCUACGCGUGUUGCAUUUCCACGUUCUCCGCGGAACGGGACCCACCACCACUAAGUUCGGCAUCGGCCACUCCGCCUGCCUGGUGCUGGUGGUGGGCUUGGCCCAACGCGUCGGGCGUCGGCGUCCGUGCCGAUCCCACUCACUGUCGGCCAUCUCCACCGAAAUCCCCCAGCUCCCCUCCUUGCGCCCGCCAUUACUUCACCACCGCCGCGCGGGCGCAUCGGCAGCUAGCGCAUGGCAUGGCCCCUCCCUCCCAUACACCGCCGCCGCCUGCGCCUCCGUCAGAGCCGACCCCGCCCCGGGACUCCUCAACUACGCAGCCGUCCACUCCUGCCUCCUGCGCGCCGACCGCCGCCUCUCCCUCCCCGUCCUCGCGCUCCUCCUCCUCCUCCACUUCCGCUUCCUCGCCGUGGCCGCGGGGGCCCACUUCUCCCCCGCCGUCUCCCGCCUCGCGUCCCGCCUCCGCCUCUCCCCGUCCAUGGCCGCCGUUACGCUCCUCGCGCUCGGAAACGGCGCCCCAGAUGCGUUUGCUUCCGCUGCCGCGCUACGCGGCGAGGGCGGGCUGCCCCGGGCCGGGCUGGCCGCCAUCCUCUCCGCGGGCGCCUUCGUGUCCGCGUUUGUCGUCGGCGCCGUCUCCCUUAUCGCCGCGCCCUUCGCUGUCCCGCCGGCUUCAUUCACGCGCGACGUCUUCUUAUACCUUCUCGCCGCGUCGGCGCUUUUCUACAUCUACCUCAGCGCCGAGAUAUUUCUGUGGCAGGCCGUCGGGCUCGUGCUCUUCUAUGUCUUCUUCGUCGGCUUAGUGUUUUAUAUGGAUUUGGGCGCGGCGGGAAAGGCAGUCAGCUCUGCCGAGCAGGAGACAGCGAAUGGCAUGAGCCGCGGGGCGAUGGACUUGCCAGUCUCAGUGGAGCAUCAGAAGCAACGCAAAGCUAGUUUGUGGACGGUGCUCACCAAGGUAACAAGAGUUUGGGAUUGGCCUGUGACAUUUCUUUUGAAGCUCACGAUACCGUCAACGCUUCCUUCUGAAUGGAACAAAUUUUACGUCUGUGCAAACAUCUGUCUAUGCCCUCUCAUACUACUAUAUUCUUUUAGCUCAUUCAUUCCAUUGGAUAGCCGAAUAGUAUUUCUUCUCCCUCAAAUCCGCUUCCCCCUCUGGUCUGUUGUGCUUCUGGUUAGCUUUUGUUUGGCUCUAUCCCACUUUCGUUUUGAGAAAGAAUCACCAGAAACAGAAAACAUUGCAAGUACCCUCAUAUCAUUUGUAAUGAGCGUCUUCUGGAUCUCAACCAUGGCCGGAGAGCUCCUGAACUGCCUGGCAGCAAUUGGAGUUAUUAUGGAUCUCCCUCCAGCUAUACUUGGCAUGACAGUCUUGGCAUGGGGGAAUUCUGUUGGUGAUCUUGUUGCUGAUGUGGCAUUGGCCAAGAACGGCCAACCUACAAUCGCCAUUGCUGGCUGUUUUGCUGGCCCAAUGUUCAACAUGCUUGUUGGAUUAGGAACUGCCCUAGUGAUGCAGACAGCAGGAGUGUAUCCCAAAGCCUUUGUACUUGAAUUCCAUGUUGGAAUUGUUGUUGCAUUUGUGUUUCUUCUUCUGAGCUUGAUGGCAACCCUGUUGGUGGUAACCUGGGCCAGAUUCCGGGUACCCAGAUUCUGGGGCUACUGCCUAAUGGGGCUCUACAUAUUGUUUACCAUAGUGAGUAUCGCCAUUGGGAGCUCUUCUGGAUGAUAUAUUUUCUAUAUAAAUAGAAGCUGAUAGAUUGUGUA